AUGUCCUCUGCUACUAAAUCAAGAUGGGCCGAAGACGACGCCGAAACGCGAGAGUACCUGGAGCAGAAAAAGCGCGAGAAGGAAGAGAAGAAACGAGCGAAGGCCGCGAAGCAGAAACGAUCGGAAGAAGCGAAGGAGCGGAGCCAGCGUGCCGCCAUAGCCAACGAAACCGCAGAUGCGAAUGGUGCUGAGCAAGAGGCCUCCGCCGUAGAGCGACCGACCAAACGAAGGCGACUUUCAAUUGAACAAGCCAGCGCUCAACCUUCGGGCGAGAGCAAGUCGACUUUGCUUCGUUUCCCCGGAGCGGAAUGGGGCCCUUGCCGCCAUGUCCUCAACUACGACCGCCUGAACGCCAUCGAGGAGGGCUCAUAUGGGUGGGUUUCGAGAGCGAAGGACGUUACGACGGGCGAGAUCGUCGCGAUCAAGAAACUAAAAAUGGAAAACUGUUACGACGGGUUUCCCGUCACGGGCCUCCGAGAGAUUCAGACGUUACAAGAGGCUCGACACCAGCAUAUUGUCAGACUGCGAGAGGUAGUGAUGGGAGAUAAGAUGGACGAAGUGUCAUUAACCUUCUCCUUUGCAACCUAUUGCAAACUUCGCAGCGUAUAUCUGGUUAUGGAUUUCUUGGAGCACGAUCUCAAAACGCUACUUGACGACAUGCGAGAACCGUUUUUACCCUCGGAAACGAAAACAUUACUUCUGCAGAUCAUGUCCGCCGCUGAGUUCCUUCACUCGCACUGGAUAAUGCACCGCGAUCUAAAGACGUCAAACCUACUAAUGAAUAACCGCGGCGAGAUAAAACUAGCAGACUUUGGCAUGGCUAGAUACUAUGGAGACCCACCUCCAAAGUUAACGCAAUUAGUUGUGACGUUGUGGUACAGAUCCCCGGAGUUGCUUCUUGGGGCGAAAACGUACGGGCCAGAAAUUGAUAUGUGGAGUAUUGGUUGUAUAUUUGGCGAACUACUCACUAAGGAACCUCUUUUUCAAGGCGGAAACGAAGUAAAGCAACUUUCAAAGAUAUUCAAACUCACCGGGCCACCCAAUUCUCAAAUCUGGCCUGGCUUUCGCUCUCUCCCCAAUGCAAAAUCACUGCGUCUCCCGCUGGACCCUUCGACUUCAAAAGAUCCAGUCUCGGUGCCACUGCUCCCCCGCUCCAACUUCCCCUACCUGACCACCGCUGGCCUAUCUCUCCUGUCAAGCCUCCUAGCGCUGAACCCUGCAUCCCGUCCCACAGCAAAAGAAUGUCUCUCGCACGCCUAUUUUCGCGAGGACCCCAAACCCAAAGCGAAAGAAAUGUUCCCUACCUUUCCGUCCAAGGCGGGGAUGGAGAAGAGGAGGAGACGAGACACGCCAGAAGCGCCGAAGAGGGGAGAGGAGGCACCGGAAUUGGACUUUGCAAAUGUUUUUGGUGGCGGGGGUGGUGUGGAUAGCGGUGCGGAAACGGGGGCGGGCUUCACGUUGCGUCUGGGUUAA
Messenger RNA from Ophidiomyces ophidiicola, 1473 nucleotides. RefSeq lists its product as uncharacterized. The record is from RefSeq and is a predicted model, not a curated record. The transcript has 3 exons. Gene Ontology annotation, biological process: regulation of mitotic cell cycle; protein phosphorylation. The coding region runs from base 1 to 1473 and encodes 490 amino acids. Gene Ontology annotation, cellular component: nucleus. NCBI's taxonomy places the organism in Eukaryota, Fungi, Ascomycota, Eurotiomycetes, Onygenales, Onygenaceae. Gene Ontology annotation, molecular function: cyclin-dependent protein serine/threonine kinase activity; ATP binding.